CAUCGAGCUCUAAUGGCUGGACGAUCAUGGCUGAUCGAUAGCAACCGGAUUGCAACAAAGAUUAUGAGUGCCUCGGCUAGUUCCGACCCGCGCCAAGUGGUGUGGAAGAGCAAUCCUACAAGGCAUUGUCCCAACUGUCAACACGUCAUUGACAACAGUGAUGUUGUUGAUGAUUGGCCGGGAUUGCCUCGAGGUGUGAAAUUUGAUCCAUCUGAUCCAGAGAUCAUAUGGCAUUUGCUAGCCAAAUCUGGUUUGUCAGGGUUAAGUUCCCACCCUUUCAUUGAUGAGUUCAUCCCAACCGUCAAUCAAGAUGAUGGAAUCUGUUACACUCAUCCUAAGAAUUUGCCAGGUGUUAAGAACGAUGGAACGGUGUCCCACUUCUUCCAUAAAGCAAUCAAAGCUUAUAGCACAGGAACUCGAAAGCGUAGAAAGAUUCACGACGAUGAUUUUGGCGAUGUGCGCUGGCAUAAGACAGGAAGAACGAAACCGGUUGUGUUGGAUGGUGUUCAAAGAGGUUGCAAGAAAAUUAUGGUUCUCUAUGGCGGAAAAGCUGUGAAAACGAACUGGGUGAUGCACCAAUAUCACUUGGGAAUUGAAGAAGACGAGAAGGAAGGUGAUUAUGUUGUUUCUAAGAUAUUCUACCAGCAGCCACAGCAGCUAGUAGUCAAGCAAGGUGAUAAAGUUGACCGGGAUGUCUCUGAGGAUAUCUUUGCUGCAAUGACUCCAAAAGCGGAUCCUGUCACUCCAAAAUUAGCCACACCUGAGCCUCGACAUGCUGUGCGAAUUUGCUCUGAUUCUCACAUUGCCAGUGACUAUGUUACUCCCCAUGACUAUGUAACUGCCCAUGAGGUUUCUCUUGCCGAGACAUCUGAGGUAAUGUAUAUGGAAGAUGAGGUUCAGAGUAUUCAACCUAAUCAUGAAAGACUAAGUUCUGAAUAUGAGCCUGAGCCUGAGCCCGAGCCCGGACUUGAAAACGGAGCAAAAGAAAUGAUAGAUGAUAAAGAGGAGCAGGAGAAUGAUAGAGACGAUGAAAACCAAGCUGAGGAAGAGCCGACUUGGUUUGACAGUGAAUCUCAGUUAUUCUUGAACUCGCAACAGCUAGUGGAAGCCUUGUCUCUUUGCGAUGAUCUCUUGCAAGUGGGAUCACAGGACAGGGAAGAAAACACAAACAGUGGAAGCUUAAAGAAUAAACAACCAUGUUUAGGGGAUUACGCACAGCUAGGAACAGAAGACUUCAAACGGGAUCUGGAGGAAUGUCAGAAAAUCGUUCUUGAUCCCUCUAACAUAGAGCUUGAUACUCCACCUGAGUUUCGUCUGAGCCAGCUGGAAUUUGGAUCACAGGACAGCUUUCUUGCUUGGGGCACUGGAAAGACUGACUGACUAAAUCAAUCUACCACGAGCUCAAGACCUUGGAACUCAUUGAUACUUUUUGGUUGGCAAAAACGGUGCCACGCUGCUGUAAUAUGGUAGUUUCCUUUGCGCCUCAAGGGCUUGAUUCAAACUGUUUUUUUUUGGUUUUCUUUUGUUUUGGGAUUUAGAAUAACUACUUUUGGAAUGU
Arabidopsis arenosa is the source of this 1558-nucleotide messenger RNA. The record is from the annotation of a GenBank genome assembly. Lineage: Eukaryota; Viridiplantae; Streptophyta; Magnoliopsida; Brassicales; Brassicaceae.